Molecule: messenger RNA, 2624 nt
Organism: Polyodon spathula (Mississippi paddlefish)
Lineage: Eukaryota; Metazoa; Chordata; Actinopteri; Acipenseriformes; Polyodontidae
Product: polycomb protein SCMH1-like
Exons: 14
Coding region: 202-2151 (649 amino acids)
Biological process (GO): regulation of DNA-templated transcription
Cellular component (GO): nucleus
Molecular function (GO): protein binding
Source: RefSeq, a predicted model, not a curated record
CCCAAAUGAGUCAAAAACCACGGUCUCUCAGCCCCCUCGCACACUCUCGACUACGCACUACAAAAAAUGGCGGAUAGGUACUGAAAUCCACAUCAGAAAAACGCUUCAAAAAAAAAAAAAAAAAAAAAAAAAAAGCCGAGAUUGGAGCGUGGAGAGGACAGCAGUCAGCAGAGCCGUGGCGUUGGUCAGUAUUGCUGGAGUAUGAGGAAACCAGGACCUCAGAAAGUGAUUGAGUGGAAGGAUGGCAGACGACACAAACACGCCCGCAGUGGACGCCCAUCCAGCAUCCCUCCCCAGUACCAGGGGCACUUCAGCUGGGACAAGUAUCUGAAAGAGACGGGGUCCGUUGCAGCUCCAGCACACUGCUUCAGACAGUGCUUAACCCCCCCGGUGAAUGAGUUCAAGUCCGGGAUGAAGCUGGAGGCCCAGGACCCUCGCAACACCACCUCCACCUGCAUAGCAACCGUCGUCGGGCUGACCGGGGUCAGGCUCCGCCUCCGACUGGACGGCAGCGACAACAAGAACGACUUCUGGCGAUUGGUCGACUCCUCGGAGAUCCAACCAAUCGGCAACUGCGAGAAGAAUGCGGGCAUGCUGCAGCCACCUCUGGGCUUCCGGCUAAACGCUUCCUCGUGGCCGAUGUUCCUUUUGAAGACUCUAAACGGAGCCGAGAUGGCGCCUGUCCGGAUAUUCCACAAGCAGGAGCCCCCUGCUCCGGCUCAGAACUCCUUCAAGGUGGGCAUGAAGCUGGAGGCGGUGGACCGCAAGAACCCUCACUUCAUUUGCCCGGCCACCAUCGGGGAGGUGCGAGGGGGUGAGGUGCUGGUCACCUUCGACGGCUGGAGAGGAGCCUUCGAUUACUACUGUCGCUACGACUCCCGCGACAUCUUCCCUGUGGGCUGGUGUGCUCUGACCGGAGAUAACCUGCAGCCACCUGGGACCAAGGUCGUGCUGCCCAAGUGCCCCGGCACACCCCUGGAGUUGAGCUCGGAGCGCGGCAGCAUGCACCCGGCGGGCAGGGGGGCCCCAGGGCAGAGGGGCCGUAAGCCUGGGCGCCCGCGCGGUAGACUGCCAGGGAGACUGCCAGGGAUCUGGCUGCAUAAAGGAGCUGCAGGCCAGCACAGCGCAGCGGGCAAGCAGGUGGAGCCAGUCAAGAUACCCAAGAAGAGAGGGCCCAAACCAGGCAGCAAGAGGAAACCUCGCGUGGUGCCCAACCCCAUACCCACCUCCCCAACCAGCAGCACCCCCGAACCAGACACCAGCACUGUGCCCCUGGACAAUGCCACCAUCCCCAGCGCUGCCCUGCAGGCACCCACUGUGUGCGUGUACCUGAAUAAGAACGGCAAUAUGGGACCCCACCUGGACCGGAAGAAGGUCCAGCAGCUUCCAGACCACUUCGGACCGGCGCGCGCCUCGGUGGUGCUGCAGCAGGCUGUCCAGGCCUGCAUCGACUGUGCCCACCACCAGAAAACAGUGUACUCCUUCCUGAAGCAGGGCAACGGAGGAGAACUCAUCUCAGCCUCGUUUGAGCAUGAGCAGCACACUCUGACCCUGCCCGCGGUGAACAGCGUGACCUAUGUCCUGCGCUUCCUGGAGAAGCUGUGUCACAACCUGCGCAGCGACAACCUGUUUGGAAACCAGCCCUUCACCCCCAGCAGUGCCGCGCUGCACUGCCCCCUGGAGUACGACAGCGGCGCAUACCUCCCAGCAGAACCAUUCCUGCUAGAGAACGGUUUCCCAGGGCCCCCUGAGCACCGGAUGGACAGUCUGGACUCUGCGCUGACCACUGUGAAUCAGGCCAGUCCUGCCAGGAGCUUCCGGUCACCCUUCAGAUCACUGAACCAGAGCGGCAGCCCUUCAGCCACGCUGCGGAGACUGAGCUCGGGAGGUUCGGAGCGGUUCCUGGGGUCCAGCCCUCGCUCCAGCAGCAGGGACCCCAAUCUCUGGACGGUGGAGGACGUCAUGCAGUUCGUACGGGACACUGACCCCCAGCUCGGGCCGCAUGCAGACCUCUUCCGGAAACACGAGAUUGACGGCAAAGCUCUACUGCUGCUACGCAGCGACAUGAUGAUGAAAUAUAUGGGCCUGAAGCUAGGCCCAGCCCUCAAACUCACCUACCACAUAGACAGAAUCAAGCAGGGCAAGUUCUGAGAGAACACAAGACUUUCAUACCUUUCCAAAAAAAAAAAAAACAACAACAAUCAAAUCAAAAUGCUGGGACAAUUACAAAAAGGAGAAGAAAACUGUUUGCCACGUAAGACUGUCACAGCCAAACUCAGAGCAAGACCCUGCCGUCCGCUUUCUGUUUGUCUCUGAACCAAGGACAUAUUUAGGGAUUUUGUAGCACGCCGGCCCUGCGGGAUUGUGGGUACAGAAGAGCUCGACCCAGUCCUUUUUAAAAAAAAAAAAAAAUAAUAAUAAUAAUUUGUUGUAUUGUUUUUUUGGGGGGGGGGGGGGGGGUUGACAUUUUUUUAUAAGGAUUCCACAGAUGGGCGUCAGCGCUGUGUUUAUCACUGUUUUUUUAUUACUAUUUAAAGAUCAAGGUUGUUUAUUAACACAUUGUACAGCACUGAUGCAUAUUUUUCCUGUAAGACUGUUAAUCCAAAUAAAAUAAAACCGGUAAA